Rana temporaria (common frog) is the source of this 4311-nucleotide messenger RNA. It is a transcript of the gene KPNB1, whose product is annotated as karyopherin subunit beta 1. The record is from RefSeq and is a predicted model, not a curated record. Gene Ontology annotation, molecular function: nuclear import signal receptor activity; small GTPase binding. The transcript is spliced from 22 exons. Lineage: Eukaryota; Metazoa; Chordata; Amphibia; Anura; Ranidae. Gene Ontology annotation, cellular component: cytoplasm; nucleus. Gene Ontology annotation, biological process: protein import into nucleus. The coding region runs from base 66 to 2696 and encodes 876 amino acids.
GCUCAGAUCCUUCCGCGCCACGCUCCCUCCGGCAGCCCGCCCGGCACCGCCCGAGCACUGCCAGCAUGGAGCUCAUCACUAUCCUCGAGAAGACCGUGUCUCCAGACCGCAAUGAGUUGGAAGCGGCACAGAAGUUCCUGGAGCAGGCGGCUAUCGAGAACCAGGCAACUUUCCUGUUGGAGCUCUCAAAAGUGCUGGCCAAUCCUGCAAACAGCCAGGUUGCUAGAGUUGCGUCCGGUUUACAGAUUAAGAACUCUUUGACCUCAAAAGACUCAGAUUUGAAGACACAGUACCAACAGCGGUGGCUGGCAAUUGAUUCCAAUGUCCGGAGUGAGAUAAAAGCUUUGGUUUUGCGUACACUGGGAACAGAAAGCUACAGGCCCAGUUCAGCGUCACAGUGCGUGGCGGGGAUAGCAUGUGCGGAAAUACCAGUCAACCAAUGGCCUCAACUAAUACCACAGCUUGUUGCGAACGUGACCGACCUAAACAGUACAGAGCACAUGAAGGAAUCUACGCUGGAAGCGAUUGGAUAUAUUUGCCAGGACAUUGAUCCAGAGCAACUGCAGCAUAAAUCAAAUGAAAUAUUGACUGCCAUCAUCCAGGGUAUGAGAAAAGAGGAGCCAAGUAACAAUGUCAGACUAGCAGCAACAAACGCUCUGCUCAACUCUCUGGAGUUCACAAAAUCUAACUUUGACAAAGAGGCUGAAAGACACUAUAUAAUGCAAGUGGUCUGCGAAGCGACACAAUGUCCUGAUACUAGGGUACGAGUGGCUGCAUUACAAAAUCUGGUGAAGAUCAUGUCUUUGUACUAUCAGUAUAUGGAAACGUACAUGGGUCCUGCGCUAUUUGCUAUCACGGUGGAGGCAAUGAAGAAUGAAAUUGAUGAAGUUUCUCUGCAGGGAAUUGAGUUCUGGUCCAAUGUUUGUGAUGAGGAAAUGGACUUGGCAAUUGAAGCAUCUGAGGCAGCUGAACAGGGAAGACCUCCAGAACAUACAAGCAAAUUCUAUGCAAAGGGGGCUUUGCAGUACUUGGUCCCUAUUUUGACACAGACGUUGACAAAACAGGAUGAGAAUGAUGACGACGAUGACUGGAAUCCCUGCAAGGCUGCUGGUGUGUGUCUUAUGCUACUGGCUACGUGCUGUGAGGAUGAUAUUGUGCCCCAUGUACUGCCAUUCAUCAAAGAGCACAUUAAGAACCCAGAUUGGCGGUACAGGGAUGCUGCAGUUAUGGCCUUUGGCUGCAUCCUCGAGGGACCUGAAGCCACCCAGUUGAAACCUCUAGUUAUCCAGGCUAUGCCCACCCUGAUAGAGCUAAUGAAAGAUCACAGUGUUGUGGUGAGAGACACUACUGCCUGGACUGUUGGCCGGAUAUGUGAGCUUCUUCCAGAGGCAGCAAUCAAUGAUGUUUACCUCGUUCCUUUACUUCAGUGCCUCAUUGAGGGGCUGGGGGCUGAACCCAGGGUGGCUACUAAUGUGUGCUGGGCCUUCACCAGUUUGGCUGAAGCUGCUUAUGAGGCUGCUGAUGUUACGGAUGACCAGGAGGAACCAGCCUCCUACUGCUUGUCCAGCUCCUUUGAGGUCAUUGUACAGAAAUUGCUGGAGACCACUGACAGGCCUGAUGGACACCAGAACAACCUACGAAGUGCUGCCUACGAAGCUCUAAUGGAAAUAGUCAAGAAUAGUGCCAAGGACUGCUAUCCUGCUGUUCAGAAAACCACACUAGUGAUAAUGGAGAGACUACAGCAAGUGCUUCAGAUGGAGUCCCACAUACAGAGUACAUCAGACAGGAUCCAAUUCAACGAUCUGCAGUCCCUUCUCUGUGCUACACUCCAGAAUGUGCUUCGUAAAGUACAGCCCCAAGAUGCACUUCAGAUAUCUGAUGUAGUAAUGGCUUCCCUACUACGCAUGUUUCAGAGUACGGCCGGUUCAGGAGGGGUACAAGAAGAUGCCCUAAUGGCAGUGAGCACUCUGGUAGAAGUUCUUGGAGCAGAAUUUAUGAAGUACAUGGAGGCAUUUAAACCCUUUCUUGCCAUUGGCCUCAAGAACUAUGCAGAGUAUCAGGUGUGCCUGGCUGCUGUUGGGCUUGUAGGAGACCUAUGCCGGGCUCUGCAAACAAACAUUUUGCCAUUUUGCGAUGAGGUUAUGCAACAGCUUCUGGAGAAUCUGGGGAAUGAGAAUGUUCACCGCUCUGUAAAGCCACAGAUUCUAUCUGUGUUUGGAGACGUUGCAUUGGCUAUUGGAGGGGAGUUUAAAAAGUACCUGGAUGUUGUGCUGAAUACACUGCAGCAAGCUUCUCAGGCUCAGGUGGACAAGACAGAUUACGACAUGGUGGAUUACCUAAAUGAGCUGCGUGAGGGCUGUCUUGAGGCCUAUACUGGAAUCAUCCAGGGACUCAAAGGAGACCAAGAGAAUGUGCACCCUGAUGUGAUGCUAGUACAGCCACGUGUGGAGUUUAUCCUGUCAUUCAUCGAUCACAUCGCUUCAGAUGAGGAUCACACGGAUGGCGUGGUGGCCUGUGGGGCUGGCCUUAUUGGAGAUCUAUGCACCGCAUUUGGCAAGGAUGUGGUAAAGUUGGUGGAAACUCGCCCAAUGAUCCAUGACUUGCUAACAGAGGGUAGACGAUCAAAGACUAACAAGACAAAAACACUUGCUACCUGGGCCACCAAGGAACUACGAAAGCUAAAAAAUCAAGCCUGACCUUAGCGGCUGGGUAAAGCUGACAACCCACUGGAAAUCUCCAACUUUCUUUGAAAAAAAAAAUUAUAUCCCGGAAGCAAGAAGUGUGAGCGGAUACUGAAUGUUUGAGAGUGAGAGAGUGACUGACUGAGUGAAGCUUCAAACAUACCACAUGGAUAAACGCGACCACAGCAGUGCUGUGAGAAGAGAAAACUUCCUGGGAGAAAGGGGACGAGAGCCCGCCCACCAGCUGAGAGGAGCAAGGGCCUGUGGGUCUUCACUAAUUCUAUGUCUGCUUGCACCACUGCCUUGUGGCCAGGGCAGAGCAGGAGUGACUGGUCUAACUUUAUUUUAUAGUUCAUUGUUACAUCUGGCCUUUUCUUUCUUUUUUUUUUUUUUUUUUUCUUUUUUUUUUUUUCUUCCAAUGUCCCUUGCUGUACACAGCAGUGGUCUGUUGCUGCAUUGCCUAUCUCCUCUAGUGCAGGGGGACCUGAGCGAAAGGAAUCUCAGAAUGAGUGUGUGUGAGUGCAGAGGUUUAGCAGUGUCUACAAUCUGAGCUUCAUACAGUUUAUUCUGGUUCAGAAGAAAAGAUGUUCAGUGUUCCAAAAAAAAGCUUCUGGUAUCAGAAGGUGCAUUAUUUUUUAUUUUUCCCAGGUGCACAGGGCAAAAGUGUCUAGAUUUCAACAUUUAAGGUCUGUUUCUCUAGGUUAUUUAAUUUUUUUUAACUGUUUCUUUUCCAGAAACUUGCACAACACAGGUGUUUCUGGCAGGGAAGCAGUUAAAGGAAACUCUGGCUAGGACAUUUAGUCCAGUAGUAAACAUACCGAAGCCUGUAGUGUAAAUCUACUUUUGUCGAUCUGUGAAUCAGGCCAGGAGCAGGGAGGAGUUAGAGUUGGAUAAUCGGACAUCACCCCACAGGUAUUGAGCAGAACGAGCAGAACGUUCCCUUUUUUUUUUUUUAAAUAUGAAAUUAAAAUCACUGUGGAAAGCACUUAAAAGGUGUCCACUUUCCCUCCGUGCCCGAGGAUUUAAAAGCAGCCCUGACCCUAAAAUGUGCCAAAGAAGAGAAAAAAUUGCUCAGAAUGUGAAUUGACCCCUUCCUGCAGCCAGGAGGUGCUGUGGUGCAACACUACUACACAUAUUGUGUUCUCUCUGUGGCUUGUACCAAGCCCCUCUCUUGGCACUGAAAUGGUUUAAUCGACAAUGUUUGAAGUACUUCUUGCCCUACAUACAUUGGUAACAGAUAUUUUGAUUAUUCAAGAUGCAGCAUUCUAGGUAAACGGAGAUUAAAGCCAUCUAGGCUUAUCUGUUCUCUGUAGAUUAGCUGCAUUGUAUUUUAGUGCAGCAAACAAAAUGGCUGUACCUUAGUGUAUGGGUGACCCAGGCUUAGGUGAAUUAAAACAAUUGAUGCUAUAGCGCGUGCAACUUUUAUUUCAGAGACUAAUGCGAUAUUCAAUUUCCUGCACUUAAACAUAAAGGAAAACUAAUUGAAAUAGUCAAAGUGAAAUGGGAGGAAAAAAGUAUAUAUUAUAGAUACGGACUGGAUGUACGUUGGACCAUGGCACUUGUACAAGGUUCUAUUUUUUCACUGCAGUUAAACAUUAAUAAAAUGGUGUCAAACAUCCCCAACCCUCCA